GUCCAACCCCCGACGCGUCUUCAGUCUUCGCCCCCAGCAAGCCAAAGCCUCCGCCUUUCUCCUCCUUUUCCGCCCAAACAAACCGCCCCCUCCCCUCCCGUCGCCCUCACCUCCGCCCUCGCCGGCAGUAGUAUACGCCCGCCACCAGCUCCGACGACCCGCGCCUUCCCUCCCUCCCGACGUCGCCGCCUCCCGCGCCCGGUCCCCCGUCCUCCCCUCCGCCGCGGGUUUGUUCUAGAGGGUGUAUCUGAAGUUCUCUCAGCAUCCGAGUGCGCAGCUUUGUACAAAAGGAACCAUUGAGGCCAUCUCAGACUGUCUUCAUGGAUGAAUGAUAAGAUCACCAGUUGCUGUCACUUUAAGUAUCUACAAGUCACUCUUUUCAUAAUAUUUCUGAGCAGAGAUUGGGGAGUCAAGUUGUAAGGGUGUAAAGAUGGACUACUCUAAUGGUUCUUUCUUUCCUUCAUGGCCUGACAAUUCCGCUUCUGAGAAUUAUAGCUUUGUUGAUGGUUCAGUGGAAUCAUAUGCAGAAGAAGGAAGUAUGCCACCUGCAGGCUAUUUCAGAGCUAGAUCAAAUCAGAAUUUAACAUUUGAUGAGCAUGAACAGAACCCUGCUAUGCUUGCAAAUGGGUGCUUGCCGUACAACACCCAGACUGAUCUAUUAUCUGGUGAGAUUCUGUCAGAGGACAAACCUUCCAACAGCCUUAUGGAGCUUCCACAACUUCAGAACAAUGGCAGUCUGCAAAGUAAUUUAAUCCCAUCAGGGACUCUUCAGUGCACUUCAACACCUGGAACAUUUGACCUGCAGUUGGAUACCCCUGGCCUUCUAGAACUUCCUCAUGCCUUGUCCAGUUCAAUUGAAAGCAAUGGUAGUGAAGUUUCAGCUUUUCUUGCUGAUGUACAUGCUGUUUCUUCAGCCUCAACUCUGUGUUCGACAUUCCAAAAUGUUCCUUCCUACAUGGAACCAGUAAGCCUAGAAGCUUUCAGUUUUCAAGGGAUACAAAAUGCUGCUAUGUUCAACAAUACAAGUCAUUCAAAUGGGAACCUGUCAGUAUUUGAUGAGGCAACCAUGGCAUCACUACAUGAUAGCAAAGAAUUUCUCAGUGGUGGCAUCUCAUCUUUUGGUACGGCCGAGCAGUCUCAACUAGCUGGUAGUGGUUUGAAGGCUGAACAACAGGAACAAAAUGUGAUGUGCAAUAUUCCGCUCCCUUUCGCUUCUGGUAGUCAGAUGGCAGUGAGUGAAGCACAAGGGACACUGAUUCCUUCAAAGAUAAGCUCAACGAUCCAUAACAAUAAAAGUGAGUACCCUGUCCCUAUCAGCCAUUCUGCUGAUGCGCAGAACAAGGCAAAUUCAGCUAAUGGAAAUAGUGCCAGUGCUAAGCCACGAGCAAGGGCUCGUCGUGGACAGGCAACUGACCCUCAUAGUAUUGCUGAACGGCUUCGCAGAGAGAAGAUCUCAGAGAGGAUGAAAAAUCUCCAAGACCUUGUACCAAAUUCAAAUAAGGCAGAUAAAUCAUCAAUGCUUGAUGAAAUAAUUGAUUAUGUGAAAUUUCUUCAGCUUCAGGUGAAGGUCUUAAGCAUGAGUAGGCUAGGAGCUCCCGGGGCAGUUCUUCCCCUCCUUGCAGAAUCUCAAACUGAGGGCCAUAGCAAUUCACCUCUAUCACCUCCAACUGCUUCACAAGGGCUUCUGGACGCAGCAGGCCCAGAAGACAGCUUGGUCUUUGAGCAAGAAGUUAUAAAGCUGAUGGAAACAAGCAUCACAAAUGCAAUGCAGUACCUUCAGAACAAGGGCCUCUGCCUGAUGCCUAUCGCUCUUGCUUCAGCCAUAUCCAACCAGAAAGGCACUUCUGCAGCUGCAGUCCCUCCUGAAAGGUGAAAACAGAAAGCACAUCAUGCUCCUCCCAUCGGCCUGAGGAAACAACUGCCGAAAUGUGCUAGAGUUCAUAGAAGUUAUGAGAAAACUAAAUCCGAGGCUGAAGGAUAGGAAGUUAUGCGACUAAUAGUACAAGCUUAUGGUAUAAUCUAGUAGCUUACUCCAAGAAACCUAUACCUUUUCUCUUCUCUGUUGCACAUCGGUUGAUGUGUAUUCUUUUGUUUUUUGGACGGCAUUCUAAUUGGGUACAAGUGUCUGGCACCUUGGGUUGUACAUGGAUCUAUGAGGGUUAUUACCGACUGUUCAUGAUGUUA
Messenger RNA from Triticum urartu, 2184 nucleotides. RefSeq lists its product as uncharacterized. Gene Ontology annotation, cellular component: nucleus. The record is from RefSeq and is a predicted model, not a curated record. Gene Ontology annotation, molecular function: protein dimerization activity; RNA polymerase II cis-regulatory region sequence-specific DNA binding; DNA-binding transcription factor activity, RNA polymerase II-specific. NCBI's taxonomy places the organism in Eukaryota, Viridiplantae, Streptophyta, Magnoliopsida, Poales, Poaceae. Gene Ontology annotation, biological process: regulation of transcription by RNA polymerase II.